Messenger RNA from Aureobasidium namibiae CBS 147.97, 2292 nucleotides. RefSeq lists its product as uncharacterized. NCBI's taxonomy places the organism in Eukaryota, Fungi, Ascomycota, Dothideomycetes, Dothideales, Saccotheciaceae. The record is from RefSeq and is a predicted model, not a curated record. The transcript has a single exon. Bases 1 to 2292 code for a protein of 763 amino acids.
AUGGGACACAUCGACUCGGAACUCUUCGCCGAAGCAGACGAACCACCGGAAAGAAAGGAUCAACCACCGCUCGACUCUCCUCGUCUCGACGCCGCCUUUAUCAAAUCACUACCCCCGGCUUUCACCCGCAGGGAAUCUCUUCUUACCCGCCAACUACACUCACCGGAACCCGAACACCCCCACGAGGAUGAACACCAUCGCGCCAGGGCCAUCGUGCGUGGCAUGUCAGCAUGGAGCAACCAUAGUAUCGCCUCGACUGCUGAGCUUACCAGCGAUAACGACCUAACCAGCCCUGGAACUCGUGAAAGCACUCCAAGUCCUCCUCUACCACCAACCUUGAUCAGGGAUUCUAUAUCCGCAUUGGAAAAAUCUCCAUACAAGGAACCGGUCAUCCUUGAGGACAUUAAAGCCCAGCCUGAGAAAACAGUGGAGGCCGAGCUCGGUCGUCCUAGAUGUAUCACCUUCGCUUGUGGUGGCAGGAAGCCCGCUUCGAACCAUGCUACUUCCGAGAGUGAGCAGGAAAAGAAGCAAGCCCCAACGCCUGCUCCUACAGAGCCUCCAAAGCGCAAGACAUGCAUCACCUUUGCUUGUCCUUCCAAGCCUGCCGUCCAAACAGCCCCUGUCAAGGAGAAGACGAAGGCAAUUACUCUGGCUCCCACGCAAGGACCCAAAUCAAGAAUCGUCAGUCCCGGACCAAGAAUCUCCAAGACCCAAGCUUCGCCAAAAUCUUUUCCUAGGAGUCACCGUGGUUCCGACUCGACUGUCAAGAAUGAUUCGCCGAAAAGCCUUCGCAAAGGCCCGUCGCUGCCCGUCAGAAGACGUAAAUACAGCAUGGAGAAUGACGAUGUGCCUGGCGAAGAAAGAAGAUUUCACGAGUUCGGACCUUCAGAGGAGGAAAGCGAACAGUGGCUUGAAGAAUCUGGCUGCUAUCGUCAACGCUUGACCGUCAACGACACCUUGUACAAGGAAAAUAUCAUCAGACAGAUUGGCGAAGAGGUCGAGGAGGAGGCUAUCGAAGAGGACGAAGAUGACGAAGAGAUCGAAGAAGACGAGGAUGAGGAUGAUGAAGACCUUGAAGAUCUCCAUGUCCAGGGAGCUAUCUCGGACGACGCAGUCUCUGAUGCUGGAUUCCAGACAGACGACGAAGACGGCUUUGCGGUCUCUGACAGUGAAGGCGACGACAGCGAAAAUGAAUGGUGGGCCCCUCGAGGCCGCUCAACCGCUGCUACUUCUAUGGAACAGUUGGAAAAUGCCCAGCUUACUCGUAAAAGAACCAACUCGGACUCCUCACUAGGAUCAGCACACGGCGAGAAUACGACCGCAUCUGCUCCUUACGGCAUGGUCAAACGCAGAAGCCGAGCACUCAAGAUCAACCGUCCCCAGACUCCAGACCUUCCCGACAGCACCGACUUCGUCUGUGGCACCCUCGAUGAGGACCGCCCUCUCGAGCAAGCAUACAUCAUAAGCCUCGAGAGAAGAAAAGCUGCCAAGCACAAGGCGAAGCCCCAGGACAUCGAUCCUACCUUCCCUACCUCUGAUCCGGAUAUGGAUGAGGAAGAUGACGACGAGGACGACGAAGAGGUCGAGGAGAGCGAUCAUCCUCUUAUCAUGCACGGCAAGAUUGAGAUGAACGAAGACAUGGGCUACCGUGGACGUCGCAAGUCCAAGACUGCUCUCAAAAAGAAGUCCAUCUCCCCUCCUCAUCAGCGACUCCGUUCACCUCCUCCUCCCAAGCAUCGCUCUCACCGUUCUCCUCCACCGUCAGCCAAGCGUUUGCGAUCGCCUGCCCCGAUCAAGCGCACUACUCACAAGUCACCACCUCCUCGCAAGCUCUUCGGUCAAUCACCCAGACGCAUGAGAUCACCUCCACCCCCACCCCGUCGUCCUACAUCUCCACCACCAUCUCUGCGCAGUUCCGUGGAAGGUGUCUCUGCUAUCAGUUUCACUCCAAGAGCUGCGCUGGGCCGCCGCCCUCAGCCUACUCAUACUGCCUCGUUACCCCGAGUCGAGAGUCAGGUCAAGAUUGGGCAGAACGCAAUGACCCCGUCGCUUGACGAACACGAUGAUCCUUUAUCCGGUAUGAGAACAGCUCGUGGCGCUAUUGACAUUGUCAAAGGUCUGGAGAAGAAACGCCAGCGACGCAAGGAGAAGCUUUACCAGAAGCACUGCCAGAAGGGUAAAAAGGACCAAGAACGCAAACCAAAACCUGGCAAGGGCGCGGAAAGAAUGAGAGAAGUUGGACUCGAGCUGGCUGCUUACAAAGGCAAGAAACAGCACGUCCUCUCCUACUAA